Leptinotarsa decemlineata (Colorado potato beetle) is the source of this 1400-nucleotide messenger RNA. It is a transcript of the gene mRpL38, whose product is annotated as mitochondrial ribosomal protein L38. The record is from RefSeq and is a predicted model, not a curated record. Gene Ontology annotation, cellular component: mitochondrial large ribosomal subunit. NCBI's taxonomy places the organism in Eukaryota, Metazoa, Arthropoda, Insecta, Coleoptera, Chrysomelidae.
GUAUGAAAAAUUUAAGAAGAUUUUUGAGGUUAUUUGCUUUCUUGGAGGUUAUAAAAAUAAAGUCAUGAAAAAUAUAACAAUUUUAUAAUUGUCACAAACAAAAGUAGUAUAAUUUAACAUUAAUUUGGACUCAAGCUAGGUAAAAUGGCCUCUUCUAUGUGGAAACUAUGUAGAUUAAAUUUAAACGGAAAUAUAGGAUUCUUCUCUUGUGGCCAGGUAAGGAGUGGUCAUCAUCUUAGAGGAAGACCCCCAGGAGUAGCAAGAUCUUUAGAUCAGGUACUUGCUGAGAAAAAUUAUAAGGACCCUGCUAUACAUUUUCGAGUUGACAUUGGUUUACCCCCUCCUGUACAUUCACGAUCAAAACGUUUAGAAGAAAGAUUGAGAGUAUUCAAAGAACAGAAAAAAAAUUCUGCUUUGGAAAAGUUAGCUCGUAAAAAACAAUUAUUCAUUGAUCUGGAAGAAACGAAGAAAGAAUGGAUGAAGACGGUUGGCCCCAAUCACAUAAAGAAUAUAUCUGAUCAUUACGGUGUUUAUGAGCAUCUGUUUGGAGAUGCUUAUUUUUAUAAUCGUGUACCAUUAAGUGUAACAUAUGAUAAAGAUGAUGGUAAAAUACCUGUUUGUUUUGGAAACAUCAUUAAACCUAUUGAAACCAGUAAAAAACCCUGUGUGACCUAUGAAUGUGAAGACAACACAUUUUGGUCCUUGAUUUUGACCAAUCCAGAUGGACAUUUCACUGAAUCUGACUCUGAAUAUAUCCAUUGGUUUGUGGGGAAUAUACCAGGUAAUGCAAUUGAGAAAGGUGAAACAUUGAUUGAAUAUCUACAACCUUUUCCACCAAAAGGUACAGGAUACCACAGACUUAUAUUUGUGUUGUAUAAACAAGAAAAGGAACUUGACUUUUCGUCAUUCAAAAGAGAAGGUUUAUGUUUGGAUUUAUCUCAAAGAACUUUUUCUACAUACAACUUCUACAAGAAUAAUCAAGAUGAUUUAACACCUGCUGGUUUAGCAUUCUUUCAAACAGAUUGGGAUCCUUCUUUAAAAAAAUUCUAUCAUGAUGUUUUGGAUAUGAAGGAACCGAUAUUUGAAUAUGAUUUCCCACCACCUCACAUAAGGAAGCAAGAAUGGUUUCCUUUAAGAAAACCAUUCAAUUUGUACCUGGACAAAUACAGAGAUCCUAAACAAAUCAAUAAGGAGUUUCUGAUGAGGAAAAUGAAAAAUGUACAUCCUUUCAAAGAACCUCCACCUCCUGUACCUUAUCCCAAUGCAGAAUAUUUUGAAGGGUACAUUCCAACAUGGUUAAAGUUGGAAAUGAGGAAAUCAAAAUUGAAGUGGGGUAGAAUAAAUGAUAUUGAGUAAUGUAUGUUCUGUAUUAUUUUAAAAUAAAUCAUUUUUCAAGUAAA